ACUCUGUACUGUGUUGGCUACAUCACUCUGUCUCUGUUGGUGCUGUGUGAGAUCGAUCUCCUGCGAUCAUGUCAGCUUCAGGAGGGCCACCCCCAAAUGGCAACCGUAAACUACUUCAAGCGCAGGCCCAGGUGAACGAGGUGGUGGAAAUCAUGCGGGUGAAUGUGGACAAGGUGCUGGAUAGAGAUCAGAAGCUCUCGGAGCUGGAUAACCGGGCAGAUGCGCUUCAGGCGGGAGCUUCGCAGUUUGAGACGAGCGCCGCCAAAUUGAAGAGAAAGUACUGGUGGAAGAACUGCAAGAUGAUAAUCAUCAUGGGAUUGGUGUGUGCUGUAAUGUUUAUUAUACUCGUCAGGAGCCUUUGUUUAGCGUGUGAAUGCAAGCAUCUCCUUAUGUGUUGAUAUGGUGGCAAGCUGAAUUGGCUCCAAGACACCCACAAUGAAAUGAUACGUAUCUGGCGUCCUCCUACAUGUGACCGAUCUAAAUAGUCAUAUCUCCAUGAUGCUCAAUUUCUCAUUCAAGUGGUUAACUUACACAGGAACUUCUUUAGAAACCAAGUAAUGUGCCAAUUGUCCUAUUCCUUAACGUGCUUAUUUAUUUUCUUUACGUAUAUUUCUUUUAAACCU
Pelobates fuscus (common spadefoot toad) is the source of this 623-nucleotide messenger RNA. Its product is annotated as vesicle-associated membrane protein 1-like. Gene Ontology annotation, molecular function: syntaxin-1 binding; SNAP receptor activity. The record is from RefSeq and is a predicted model, not a curated record. Gene Ontology annotation, biological process: vesicle-mediated transport; vesicle fusion; SNARE complex assembly. Bases 69 to 398 code for a protein of 109 amino acids. Lineage: Eukaryota; Metazoa; Chordata; Amphibia; Anura; Pelobatidae. Gene Ontology annotation, cellular component: SNARE complex; plasma membrane. The transcript has 5 exons.